AUGGGUGGAAUAGGGAAGACUACCAUCGCCAAGUUCCUAUAUAAUUUAAACUUCUCAAGAUUUCAAGGUAGCAGUUUCCUGGCAAAUGUGAGAGAGAUUUCAAAACAACAGGAUGGUUCACUUUGUUUACAAAGACAGCUUGUUUCAGAUAUUUUAAAGGGAAGGAAGGAGAAGACAUCCAACGUUGAUGAAGGUAUUGUCAAGAUUAAAGACGCCUUGCGUUUCAAAAGGGUUCUUGUGAUUCUUGACGAUGUUAAUAAGCUAAAACAGUUAUAUGCAGUGCUUGGAAUGCGUGAUUGGCUUUUUCCAAGGAGUAAAAUCAUCAUAACCACUCGGAAUGAGCACUUGCUAAGAGCUCGUGAAGGCUGCAAGGUGCACAGGAUAAUAAAGUUGAUUUAUGAUGAGUCCCUUGAGCUAUUCAGUUUGCAUGCCUUUGGACAAAGCCAUCCCAUUGAUGACUAUGCGGACACCUCAAAGUUGGUGGUUGAACAUUGUGAAGGGCUUCUGUUGGCAAUUAAAGUUUUGGGGUCUUCUCUAUUUGGAAAAAGCAUCGGAGUAUGGAAAAGUCAGUUAGAAAAAUUGAAAGCAAUCCCUGAUAACGAAAUCCUUGAAAAACUCAAAAUAAGCUAUGAUUCCUUACAACUCGAUCACGACAAAAGUUUAUUCCUCCAUCUUGCUUGUUUCUUUGUUGGGAGCGAUCACGACUAUGUCUAUUAA
Molecule: messenger RNA, 717 nt
Organism: Rhododendron vialii
Lineage: Eukaryota; Viridiplantae; Streptophyta; Magnoliopsida; Ericales; Ericaceae
Product: disease resistance protein RUN1-like
Exons: 2
Coding region: 1-717 (238 amino acids)
Biological process (GO): defense response
Molecular function (GO): ADP binding
Source: RefSeq, a predicted model, not a curated record